Messenger RNA from Salpingoeca rosetta, 1737 nucleotides. RefSeq lists its product as uncharacterized. The transcript has 5 exons. NCBI's taxonomy places the organism in Eukaryota, Choanoflagellata, Craspedida, Salpingoecidae. Gene Ontology annotation, cellular component: nucleus. The record is from RefSeq and is a predicted model, not a curated record. Gene Ontology annotation, biological process: box C/D snoRNP assembly. The coding region runs from base 31 to 1737 and encodes 568 amino acids. Gene Ontology annotation, molecular function: RNA binding.
CACGCUGCGACGAAGAAGAAGACGAACACGAUGUGGGGUGCGAUGCGUGGUGGCGGUGGUGGGUUGAUGGGAGGUGGUGGUACGGGCGGUGGUGGGUUGAUGGGAGGCGGUGGUCAACAUCUGCAGCAACAGCACCAGCUCCAGCAGCAGCAGCAUCAUCAUCUGCAACAACCGUGCUUCCAACAGCAACAGCAGCGGAUGUUCCAACAGCCACAGCAAUCAUUCCAACAACUGCAGUUUGGUCAGCCUCUUCAACCUCAGCAGCAGCUGCAGCAGCCACCACAGCAGCCGUUCAUGAUGGUGCAGCAGCAGCCGUUUGUGUCAUCACAACCACAGCAACCGCAAACGUUCGUGCCAUCGCAACCACCGCAACCACAGCCGAUGGGAUAUGCUGCGGCGUUUGUUCCAACACCCAUGAGUGGUGCGCCGAUGACAACCUCGACAUCGGGUCGACAAGGGCUCAUGCCGACGCCGCCCACACCAGCAAAGCCUGGCCUCAUGCCUUUGCCACAGCAAUUACAGCAGCAACAGCAGAUGCCACAACAACCGAUGACGCAGCAACAGACGCCGCAGCAUCAGGCCUUUCAGGCGUGGCCCACAGCAGGUGGGGUACAGUUUCAACAGCAGCAGCAGCAGCAGCAGCAGCAGCAGCAGCAGCAGCAACAGCAGCAGCAGCAGCGUUACCAACAGCAGCAUGGGCAGCAGCGACAAGCAAAUAACCAGCGACGAAGAAAUCAGCCUCGUCGCAAGCAACAGCAGCAGCGCAAGCGAGACCAACGACAAGGCCAAAUCGCCUCGUCGACCAACACGUUGCCCGCAGCUGCUGUGCAAGCGUCGACAAGCGCAUCAACAAGUGCCUCCAGCAGCAGUGCAGCCUUGACCAGCGUCAAGCCUCGCAAGGAGAAGAAGAAGAGUGCUCCCAACAUCCUUGGAAUUGGCGGCAGCGACACAGAUUCAAGCUCUGACGACAAUGACGACAACAACAGCGACGACGAUGGGAACGGGGAUGGUGGCGAUGCAGCGUACGUUGAUGAGGAGGCGCUUGCAGCCGCCGCGGUGAAUCGCGAUGGCGGCGGUGGGGGCGGGAAGAAGCAGUGGAAGUACGACCCGAAGGAGAUUGAGGAGUGGCGUGCAGCACGACGCAAAAACUACCCCACGGAUGCCAACAUGCAGCGCAAGCAGCAGCAGGAGCAGGAGAAGGAGCAGAGCGGGAAUGUGGCCCGCGCAACCGAAUUCAAAUAUGCGGGCAAAGGGCGAGUCGUUGGGCGGUCGACAGGUCCGCGUGUUGCACCGCUGCCGGAAGAGGCGGCGACGCAGCUCGUGGCCUCUAUUCAAUAUGACGCGGCCGCGCUCAUCACAGAUGCAGACGGCGCUGCUGUCCCAGAUGAGUGCCGAAGCGAUGUGGCCCCGCCCCUCCCGCCGAAAUACAACAACGACGAUAACAGCAGUGGCCAUGGUGGUGAUGGUGAUGGUGGUGGAGGAGCUGUCAGUCACGAGCGCAGUCGUCGCCAACACCGCCGCCACGCUGACGACAAUGAUAAUGCACUGCCGCCAAAGAAGAGCAAAUCCCUCAUCCAGACCACAGUCAACAAACCCACCCUCCUGCGAAUGCUGCUCGACACGGAAAUCCGGCAGGAAACAAACAUCAUUCUGCAGUGCAUUCAACACGCCAUCACCCACAACUUCUAUCAAUCACAACCAUCCACAUUGUCAUCCAGCGCAAACGACACCGCUUGA